AAUUUAGGUCAGGCAUCAUGGCAUGCUUGUAAUCCCAGCCCUUGGGAGGCUGAGGCAGGAGGAUUGUUGCAGCCUGGGCUACAAAGUGACCUGGCCUGAACUGUAUAGCAAAACCCUGUCUCAAAAAGAGAAAGACCAAAAACAAAACAAAACCAACAAAAGUACAAGUUUAGAGUGGCUGGAUGGGGUAGGGUGGGGUAAGUUACUGAAUGACCCCUGGGUGAGGGAUGACAUGGAGUCUGACGAGCCAUUUUACAGUUGGUAUUUUACAAGGCCAGUGAGAAGGCUUUGAAGGGUUUGGGGAAUUAAGACUGGGAGCUUGGUGAGGAUGGAGGAAGACAAGGCUGGGACAGUGGCUGCAGAGGUAGAAAGAGACUGAACACCAAGAGCUGUUUAGGAAAAAAUGAUAACAGCUUGGUGACCCUGAGAGAGAACCUGGGGGAGGUGUUUGCUCUGUCCCCAGGGAAUGAUGAUCCUGCAGGGCAUCCAGGGAGGGUGUGUAAGGGACACUGGCUAUAUAGUUCUGAGUUUAAGAGAUGAGUCAGGCUAAAGAUUCAUGAAUGGAUAGGUGGCAGUGGGUGGGAUGGCCCAGAGGUAGGUCCCAAAAGACAUCUACUAGAAAAAGAGCUGCCCAAAGAGGAAGGAAAACCAGGAGAUUUGGAAGCCAGGGCAUACCCAAUGAUGUAAUGGAGGCUGCCUAUCUGUCGAGAUUGAGGAGCACCCUUUGGUUCAGAGCUAUACCACAGGAGGCAGUGGAGAAAGCCAGAGGACUUACUGGUCUGUAAAUGGGAAAUGCAAGGCUUGGAAUGACAGCCCCUGGAAAGAGGACGGUGCUGGGUAGCACCACUUUUUAGCAGCCUGUUCUCAGAUUAUAGAAUGUGGUGUCUACUCCAGUCUCUAUCACAUGGGCCAAGGGGACCUUGAAUUCAGGAAGACAGAGCUGUGAGCCAGCAGCAGAGCUAGGCAGGGACUGGGUGCUCCAUCCCCAGGGUCUCUCUGCCCACUUGGGUCACAGCUCAAACCUUUGCCUGUGUGAUUGCAAGAAGCCUCCCCAAGUCCAGGUUGAGCCAGACUUCAUUGUCACAGGCAUGGUCCUUUCUACCUGCAGGAGGCAAUACUGGGGAUUAGGAGACUCAAAAGGAUCUGGGUCCCUGGUUCUGUAUCGCAGGGGACAGAUGAGGGGCAAGGAAGCAGAGAGGGAAGAGUCCUGGACUGAAUUCUGGAAGACCUCAGGGCUGCACAGUACUUUCUGACAAUCAUUUAACUCCCUGAGAAGCAGUUUUCCCACCUGGGGACAAGAAAUGAGAGUUGCUGGCAGGGUUGUUUUAAGAAUUGGAUUGUCUUGCUUGUUCAUGCAUGCAUCUGUGUGCAUGUGCGUGUGCGUGUGCGUGUGUGAGAGAGAGAGAUGGGGGAGGGGGGAGAGAGAGGGAGAGAGGGAGAGAGAGAGACAGAGAGAGACAGAGAGAGACAGAGAGAGAGAGAGUAUUUGGUAUGAUGAGCCAGGAGUAAGAGGCAGUCAUUUGUUCCAGGGGCAGUUUAUGGCUUGGGACCAGGGCUGCUGAGGAGAGGCACUCUGAAGAAUUACCCAGGAUAGUGGCCAGGUAGACACUUAAGACCCUCUGCCCCAGGGAUUUGGGACCAGUCAGCUCAUGGGCUCCUGGCAGCCCAGGCCCCACCCUAUCUCCUUAGAGACAGCAGUGAAGGGUAUCCACAGACAGGAUACUUCCAAGCAUCAAAAAAGGUGAAUUUGUGGAGUCAGACAGCACCAUGACCUGGUCUUCCUCAUCCACAGCCCUCUGGUGAAGCAUCCUCUCAGGAAUUAAUUAGUCCCUACUUGGAAUUGGUUCUCCUGGUCGGCAUGGGGCGGAGCUGAGCUCCAGAGGUCUUGCGCGCACAGCUGGAGGGUCACGUGGCACGCCUCCCCCCCCCCCCGGGCCCCCCUUCCUGCCAACGCAGCAUUUGGCUCAGGCCCCGUCUAUGGCCGCCCUUGGGACCCUGUGCUGAGCCCUAGAGGCCCCAGCGUCAGGGUGUCGCGCCGCUCCUGAGGGCCUUGCUUGAGUGUCGGGAUCCCAGGGACCCAGGCUGCGAGCGGGACGGUAAAGGUAUAAGGAACGGAUUCAGCCUCAGUGCGGGAAGGAGUAGGACCGAGGUUCCACUUCUCCCUGCCGGGCUUUGGGGCCUCAUCCUGGAUUAGGUGGGAGUUGGGUACAAAGGGGGAGCUUCUCAUCCCCCUAGCCCGCUCAUCACAGCAGUGCGUAGGACCCGGAGAGGGAUGAACGUCUAGUAACUGGAGGCCCCUGGGGCGUGGCCUUUUGCCCCCUCCUCUCCGGGAGGGCAGGGCUGGGAGUCCCUGCCGACUGCCCCUCACUCUACCACCUCCGGAGGCCCUGCCUGCGACCCUUCGAAGGGAGGGACGGUGCUGUCCACACGGACAUGAGGAGGCUGCGCCUACGCGGGGACGCGUUGCUCACGCUGCUUCUCGGCACCGCCCUCGCCCUCCUACUCUAUGCGCAGCACGAUGGCCCGGCCCCAAUUUCAAGAGCGCCCCGAGAGCACGGGCGAGGGGCAAGGAGGACAACGCUAAGGCCCCGCAUAUUUCAGGUACCAGCCGGCACAGCCCCACCCGCCUAUGAAGAGGACACGCCCGCACCCCCUACGCCUCCGGGCCCUUUUGACUUCCGCAGCUACUUGCACGCCAAGGACCUGCGGCGCUUUCCCCUGCUCAUUAACCAGCCACACAAGUGUCGUGGCGAUGGCGCACCUGGCGGCCGACCCGACCUGCUCAUUGCUGUCAAGUCUGUGGCUGCUGACUUUGAGCGGCGCCAAGCUGUGCGCCAAACAUGGGGCUCUGAGGGUCGCGUGCAGGGUGCGCUUGUGCGCCGCGUGUUCUUGCUGGGCGUGCCCAGGGCCGCAGGCACCGAAGGGGCAGAUGCAAAGGGGGCGGACAUGCAGGGGCACUGGCGAGCCCUACUGCAUGCUGAGAGCCGUGCCUACGCGGACAUUCUGCUCUGGGCCUUCGACGACACCUUUUUCAACCUAACGCUCAAAGAGAUACACUUUCUGGCCUGGGCCUCAGCCUUUUGCCCUGAUGUGCACUUUGUUUUUAAGGGCGAUGCUGAUGUCUUUGUGCAUGUAGGGAAUCUGCUGGAGUUCUUGGCCCCGCGGGAUCCAGCGCAGGACUUGCUUGCGGGUGAUGUGAUUGUGCAGGCACGACCAAUCCGCGCGCGAGGUAGCAAGUACUACAUCCCCGAGGCUGUAUACGGCCUGCCUGCCUAUCCAGCCUACGCAGGCGGCGGUGGCUUUGUUCUUUCGGGAGCUACGCUGCGCCGCCUGUCCAGUGCAUGCAAGCAGGUUGAGCUCUUUCCCAUCGACGACGUCUUUCUGGGAAUGUGUCUGCAGCGCCUUCGGCUUACACCGGAGCCUCACCCAGCUUUCCGCACCUUUGGCAUCUCCCAGCCCUCAGCCGCGCCUCACCUGCACACCUUCGACCCUUGUUUCUACCGUGAACUGGUUGUAGUGCACGGGCUCUCUGCUUCUGACAUUUGGCUUAUGUGGCGCCUGCUGCACGGGCCAUAUGGGCCGGUCUGCGCACAUCCACAGCCCGUUGCUGCAGGCCCCUUCCAAUGGGGCUCUUAACUACUAAUCGGUGGCUGACUUCUGUCACCCAGCCCCAGAAUGGAGCUUUUUAAAAGGGUUCCCCACUAGGAUACUAUUGUGUAUGCAGCCCUUGCCCAGACUACUGGGUGUCUGCCUCAGGAUCCUAAAGAACACUGAGCUUGGCUCCUGGUGGCCCACACUAUCAGAAGCAGGUCUAGAACCAAUGUCAUGGUGGCCCCACUAAGAUAGCCAGGGCUGGGGGGUUAGAAGACCAGUCUUGCCCAGCACGCCUUACACUAGUAGAUAUAUUUAGUUUUCCUAGUAGCAAAUAGGUGUAUAUUUUGGUGGGAGCUUGGUUUCAAACCCUCAGAUGAUGAAGACACAUGCAGCGGGGCUCAUCCUCUUUAAGACCAGGCCUCACAGCCAACAUAGACUUGGCAGGCAUUAUGCCACAGCCCAAUCUUAAAGUAGACAUUGUGCUUCUCACCUGCACCUCCAAACUGAAUUCUAAGUCUUAUCUCUGUCUUUAAAUCUUUCCUGAGAUCUUUCUUGGAGACAACCCUUCCAGGGCCCAGGACUGACUGGAAGACCGGGGACAGAGUCACAGGGACAACUGUGUCAUGGUCCUAACUCUUUACUCCCCUCCACCCACAGUUAUGUCAGUGUCCUACCCCACCCCCUGGGAACGCUUCUAAAACUCUUCCAUUAUAAAAUUUUCCCACAUUCUUCAACUACCCUCUUAAAAAAACCAACACCUCCACACUUAUUUUAGUACAAACAUCCCAACAACAGCACAUGGCUGGCUGCUGCUGAGAGCACAGGUGCUUUAUUGGAGAGAGAAUGUGGGCAAGGGAUAAGGAAGGUUCCCCUUUCCAAGAGGAUGGGAACAGUCCUGGCUACCCCUGACAAUGAGAUAUGCAGGGUCUCUGGCCAGACUGUGGUCAAAAUGGGAAGACACUCAGUCACAAAGUCACGGGCGUGCCACAUAAGCCUGGCUGUAGGUGCAGGAACCAUACAGGCAAGCACCUGGGGCAGGUCCCUUGCACAUUCAUCAUGAACUAUACAGAACAAGGCUGUACAUGAGUUAAUUACAAAAGAGUCAUAUUUACAAAAAUCUGUACACACAUUUGAAAAACUCACAAAAUUGUCAUCUAUGUAUCACAAGUUGCUAGACCAAAAUAUUAAAAAUGGGAUAAAAGUA
This is a messenger RNA of Chinchilla lanigera (long-tailed chinchilla), 4798 nucleotides long. It is a transcript of the gene B3gnt9, whose product is annotated as UDP-GlcNAc:betaGal beta-1,3-N-acetylglucosaminyltransferase 9. NCBI's taxonomy places the organism in Eukaryota, Metazoa, Chordata, Mammalia, Rodentia, Chinchillidae. Gene Ontology annotation, cellular component: membrane. The transcript has a single exon. Gene Ontology annotation, molecular function: hexosyltransferase activity. Bases 2434 to 3636 code for a protein of 400 amino acids. The record is from RefSeq and is a predicted model, not a curated record.